GUUGUUAUGACUACGAGGUCGUAAAUCCGCCAUGUUUUCCUCUCUUGUGGCGGCGUUGCGACAGAGACGGAGAAUUCGAACGACAUGAAUGUAGAAAAUAAUCAUACGGCAGAAACAGAAAGGGAGCAAACGACGAACGGCAACGAGACGAUCACCAUUAAGACAACACUGGGAGAUGAAGAUGAAGAUGUGCACAAGUGCGGACGCUGUCAGUCCGAGUUUACCACGUUGGAGGCUUUCAUCCAGCACAAGCUGCAACACAACUGCAAACGGGAGGCGAGCGGCCAGGAGGCCAACCAAGAGGUUGCUGCAGCCAAUGGAAGUUCUUCUUCAGAGGUGAAAACAGCUGAAGGUGCAUCCUCAGAUGAACCAGUGAAGGCCACUAAUGAUGAAAGCAGUGGCAUAUUGGGUCGAGGUCGCAGGAAGAAAAACGUUUUGCUCAAAGUCACUGACCACUCGGAUGGGACGGAAGGAUCUUUAUCUGACAAUGCUGACAGUGACAAGCCUGUUUACAAAGUCAACCAACAAGGACGCUACAUUUGCCAACUUUGUGACAAGACAUUUAAAACAACCAACAUCUUGAGAACUCACUUGAAAACUCACAGUGACCAGAAGAACUUCUCAUGUGACCUAUGUGGGACCUCAUUUCGCACAAAAGGCUCCCUGAUUCGUCACAACCGUCGCCACACAGAUGAGCGGCCGUAUCGCUGUACCCUAUGUGGCCAGUCCUUCAGAGAGUCGGGUGCCCUCACCAGACACCUUAAGGCCCUCACACCCUGCACAGAAAAGAUUCGCUUUGUUCAGUACAAGGAGAUCUUGGUCAGCAAAGAUGGAGUACAAAAAGGAGUCGAAGUGGCUGGGCAGCAGCAGGAGGUAGUGGUUGUGGAGCAACAGCCAGAGGAUCAGGAGAUGGUAGAGGCUCAGACUGCUGUUGUCAGUGUGGUAGAGGCUGGUUCCCAAGAGGUCCUCCAUCAGGUCCACUUCACAAUGGAGGUGAAUGGAACAACGCAGGAGCAACAGGUUGUAGUAGAGCAAUCUCAGGCAGAAGCCCUGGCUGCUGCCGCAGCAGCAGGCAACAACCUCAUCUGCCAGGCCAUUAUCAACUCUGGCAUUGCAUUGGGGACGGAAGAAGCCGUGGUUGAGGAGACCUCGCAGGCAACUGAGGAUAAAAAUAAAGUAGUUUCUGAGUGCCCUGAUGUUGAUGAGAGUAUCACUGAGAUCCAGGUUAAAGAAGAGUUUGUGGAGAUGGAGGCAGAGGAAGCAAGUGAUGGUGAUGAUCAAACAACUUUAAAAUUGCACAUGUGUCCACACUGUAAUCGCUCCUUCAAGGGGCUGAAUUACCUCCGCUUUCAUGUCAAGGGCCAUAUGGGUUACAAGCCUUUUAAGUGCACACUUUGCCAUAAGGAGUUUCUAACUGGUUACCUGCUGAAGAAACACAUGGAAGUCCAUGUCAGUGAGAGGAGGUACAAGUGUGGUGAGUGUGGCAAGCUGUACAAAACCAUUGGGCAUGUACGUGAGCACAUGAGGGCCCACUCAGAUGAAAGACCCUACCGCUGUGCCAGAUGCAACAAGGGGUACAAGACCAAGAAUGCCUUGCAGGUGCAUCAGCGGACCCAUGGUGACGAGAAACCUUAUGUGUGUGAGUUUUGCUUGAGAGGCUUCAGGGAGAAAGGCUCUCUGGUGCGACAUAUCCGCCAUCACACCGGAGAGAAGCCUUUCAAGUGCCCAAAGUGCGGGCGAGGCUUUGCUGAGCACGGAACUCUGAAUCGGCAUAUGCGUGCAAAAGGAGGCUGCCAGAAGGACGAUUCCAAUGAGCAGCAGGAUGCGAUAACAGAGGAGCAGGCGUCGGUGGACAGCCUCACUACAGAAGCCAUAAUCUCAGAGGAUCCUCAUGCUGUCCUGGUAGAAUUCUCCUCAGUGGUGGCAGACACACAGGAAUACAUCAUCAAGACUCAAACAGAGGAGGAGGUGCAGGAGGAAGAGGUUACACUUAUUCAUGACAGCCAAAAUGAGAUGGGAAACCACAUCAUGAAAGUGGUGCAGCGAAUCGUCAGCCAGUCACAUGCCGCCGGCGGCACUGGCAGCCACCAGAUCAUUGUGCGCAAUAUGGCGCUGAACGAGGAGGGCGCAUCCAUCUCUGACUGCGGUGACACCAUCACCAUCGCUACACCCGAGAGCCUGACGGAGCAGGUGGCCAUGACGCUGGCCUCCGCCAUCAGUGACGGCACGCUACUGGCCACGGCGAGCACCGUGGAGACGGCAGACGGAACAGUUACUAUGGUUACCACAGAGGAAGCUGUGGAGGAGGGAAUACAGAUGGUGCAGCAGCAAGAGGAAUAUGUCAUCACCUCCCCAGAGGAGGUGGAGAUUCAGACUGUCAUUGUAUGAUCAAAGAGAAUACUAACUGAAGACUGAUACAUUUGGCUGGACUGUACCUUUAUAGUUUAUAUGAGCCUCAUGUGUGAGAUUUGAUUACAAAACAGGCCAAAGUAUUUAUAAAGUUCAUAAUUACAGAAAUAGAACAACCUUCAAAGAAAAGUCUGUGUGAAACAUCAAGAAUGAGUGUGGACUGGUUCUAUCGUGUAUUUAAUUUCAAAUGAAUUGGUUUACUAAAAUUAAGCAUUUCAUUCAGUAGGUUAGCUGCUUUUUAUCUUUCAGGUGCAUACAAUUUUUAAAAUAAUUACCAAAAUAAUUUAGCAAGGUUUUCAUUUUGAAGGCCUGAACAGAUGGGUUUUUCUUUUUAGGUGGUA
Messenger RNA from Etheostoma spectabile (orangethroat darter), 2750 nucleotides. RefSeq names its product E4F transcription factor 1 (gene e4f1). The transcript is spliced from 14 exons. Gene Ontology annotation, molecular function: DNA-binding transcription factor activity, RNA polymerase II-specific. Gene Ontology annotation, cellular component: nucleus. Lineage: Eukaryota; Metazoa; Chordata; Actinopteri; Perciformes; Percidae. Bases 85 to 2388 code for a protein of 767 amino acids. The record is from RefSeq and is a predicted model, not a curated record. Gene Ontology annotation, biological process: regulation of transcription by RNA polymerase II.